Stereum hirsutum FP-91666 SS1 is the source of this 624-nucleotide messenger RNA. RefSeq names its product Nitroreductase. Gene Ontology annotation, biological process: cellular response to oxidative stress. Lineage: Eukaryota; Fungi; Basidiomycota; Agaricomycetes; Russulales; Stereaceae. Bases 1 to 624 code for a protein of 207 amino acids. The record is from RefSeq and is a predicted model, not a curated record. The transcript is spliced from 3 exons.
AUGGCCCCUACCUCUUCCGCCGCUUUCCUCGAGGCCGUUGCCAACCGCCGCUCGGUCUACACCAUCUCCAACGAGUCCACCGUCUCUGACGAGAAGCUCAAGGAGAUCCUCACCACCACCCUCGAGGAGACCCCCUCCACCUUCGGCUCCUUCACCACCCGUCUAGUCUUGCUCGUCAAGAAGGACCACGAGAAGCUUUGGGACAUCACUGCUGAGGUCUUGAAGGCCAUCGUCCCCGCUGAGGGCUGGGAGGCCACCAAGACCAAGAUUGACAGCUUCAAGGCUGGUUACGGAACCGUCCUCUUCUACGAAGACCCUGAGAACACCAAGGCUCUCCAGAGCAAGUUCGCCAUCUACGCCGACCGAUUCCCGGAAUGGUCCGCACACACCUCCGCCAUGCACCAAUACAUCGUCUGGACUGCUCUCGAGGCUGAGGGUCUUGGUGCCAGCCUCCAGCACUACAACCCCCUCAUCGACGCCAAGGUCUCCGCCGAGUGGGGCAUCCCCCUCGAAUGGUCCCUCAUCGCCAUGUUGCCCUUCGGAAAGCCGACCGCGCCCGCUGGCCCCAAGCCUACCGGCAUGAAGAAGCCCAUCGAGGAGCGCCUCAAGGUCUUCGGUGCUUAA